GGGCCCGGCGCGCGCGGAGCCAGGCGAUAUGGAGGGAGGCGCGGCGGCCGGCUGCCCCUGACGCGCCGCUCCGAGCCGGUGGUCGGCCAGCCCGCGCCGCCCGGAGCGCUGCGGCGCGGAGAUGAGCAGGUCGGCGGCGCUCCUGCUCUGCCUGCUGGGCUGCAACGUCUGGAAGGCGGUGACCAAGACGCUGCGGGAACCCGGCGCCGGAGCCCAAGAGGUCACCCUGAAGGUGCACAUCAGCGACGCCAGCACCCAUCAGCCUGUCCCCGAUGCCCUCAUUGAGAUUUUCACCAACCAGGUCUCCAUCGCCUCUGGCACCUCAGGGACAGAUGGCGUCGCCUUCCUCAAAUUCCAGUAUAAGCUGGGCAGUCAGCUGAUUGUCACCGCCACAAAGCACGCCUACGUGCCAAACUCUGCCCCGUGGAAGCCGAUCCGGUUACCCGUGUUUUCUUCGCUGAGCCUGGGCCUGCUUCCAGAACGAUCUGCUACUCUGAUGGUGUAUGAAGAUGUUGUCCAAAUAGUCUCAGGAUUCCAAGGUGCCCGGCCGCAGCCUCGCGUGCAUUUCCAGAGGAGAGCUCUGCGGCUGCCCGAGAACACCAGCUACAGUGACCUGACAGCCUUUCUCACGGCCGCCGGCUCCCCCUCGGAGGUGGAUGGCUUUCCUUAUUUGCGGGGACUAGAUGGAAACGGAACAGGAACGUGGCUGAAGAGUGGUCUCGGCCUCGUGCACCAGGAAGGCAGCCAGCUGACGUGGACAUACAUCGCCCCUCAGUUGGGGUACUGGGUGGCAGCCAUGUCUCCUCCCAACCCAGGUCCCGUUGUCACACAGGACAUCGCCACGUAUCACACGGUGUUUCUUUUGGCCAUCUUGGGAGGAAUGGCUUUCAUUCUUUUGGUUUUGCUGUGUCUCCUUUUAUAUUAUUGCAGGCGGAAGUGCUUGAAACCCCGCCAGCACCAUAGAAAACUGCAACUUCCUGCCACCCUGGAGAGUUCCAAAAGGGAUCAGUCAACUUCCAUGUCACACAUCAACCUGCUGUUUUCUCGGCGGGAAUCAGAAUUCCCUGGCCCGCUCUCCGUCACCAGCCAGGGCCGCCCCCCCGACGCCCCAGGCUCAAAGGAGCUGAUGAGCGGAGUCCAUUUAGAGAUGAUGUCUUCCAGCGGGGAGGUGGACAUGCACACGCCCAUGCUGAAGCUCUCCUACAGCACCUCGCAGGAGUUCAGCUCUCGGGAGGAACUCCUGUCUCACAAGGAGGAGGAUAAAAGCCAAAUCUCCUUUGACAACCUGACACCAAGUGGGACGUUGGGAAAAGACUACUGUAAGUCGGUGGAGAUUUUCCCCUUAAAGGCCAGGAAAUCUGUGGAAAGGGAAGGCUAUGAGUCCCCCGGCAGCAGUGACUACAGGAGGAAUUACAAUGCCAUGCUCUCGCAGCCUUUAUUUGAAAAGCAAGACAGAGACGGGCAGGCCUCCGUGACCCACAUUUCCACAGGAAGUAAGCUCACCAUUCAGGAACACAUGUACCCCGCACCUUCAUCUCCGGAGAAAGACCAGCUGAUGGAACGCAGACCUACUGAAUGUAUGAUGUCGCGAUCAGUAGACCACCUGGAGAGACCUACCUCUUUCCCGCGGCCCGGCCAGCUGAUCUGCUGUAGUUCCGUGGAUCAGGUCAAUGACAGCGUUUACAGGAAAGUAUUACCCGCCUUGGUCAUCCCGGCUCAUUACAUGAAACUCCCAGGGGACCAUUCGUAUGUGGGCCAGCCCCUGGUUGUCCCAGCCGACCAGCAGCUCGAGAUCGAGAGACUGCAGGCCGAGCUCUCCAGCCCUCACGCGGGGAUCUUCCCACACGCCUCCUCACAGAUCCAGGCCCAGCCCUUAUCUUGCCAGGCCAUCUCGCAGCAGCACCUACAGGACGCGGGCACCCGGGAGUGGACCCCGCAGAAUGCGUCCAUGUCCGAGUCCCUCUCCAUCCCAGCAUCCCUGAACGACGCGGCCUUGGCUCAGAUGAACAGCGAGGUUCAGCUACUGACCGAAAAGGCGCUGUUGGAACUUGGGGGUGGGAAGCCCCUUCCCCACCCCCGGGCCUGGUUCGUGUCCCUGGACGGCCGGUCCAAUGCACACGUCAGACAUUCCUACAUUGAUCUCCAAAGAGCUGGGAGGAACGGGAGCAAUGAUGCCAGUUUGGAUUCUGGCGUGGAUAUGAAUGAACCCAAAUCUGCUCGAAAGGGAAGAGGAGACCCCUUGUCUCUGCCACAGAACCGCCCACCAGUCCAGGAGCAUGCGCAGAAAGAGCCGCGGGCCGCGGACAGCUCGGCCUACACGCAGCUCGUGUACCUGGACGACAUGGACCAGAGCGGCAGCGAGGGCGGCACCGCGGUCGGGACGCCCGAGGACAGUGCCCUGCGGUGCCUGCUGGACAGCUCCAGCCGGAGAAGCGGCGGCCAGCUGCCCAGCCUGCAGGAGGAGACGACGAAACGAACCUCCGACGUACCCCCGGCGCCAUCGGCCAGUCCCGACAAGAGGCGAUCCGCUCAGGAGGACGACGACGACGAAGAUGAUGAGGACGACCAGGGCGAAGGCAAGAAGAGCCCGUGGCAGAAACGGGAGGAGCGACCCCUGAUGGCGUUCAACAUCAAAUGAGCGGCCCCGAGCCGCCCAACAGGGGGACUAGAAUCCAGUUGCCAAAAAUUCUUUCUUACGGAAGCGCUGACCUGUUUGCGGAGGAAGUGGAACCACGUCCGCCGUGGGAAGUGGACAUUUUUCUGCAGUUACUGUCAAAGUGUUUGGAAGUAAAGUUCUUACUCAGAAGAAAGAAUGCGUCGCCUCCAGGGAGAUGGCCGAACGGAGUGUCAGAAUGUACGCGUCGUUCCCCGUACUUGAUGUGUCCACCCCCGAGGACACCAAAAAACCUCACGUGAUGUCGCUGAGUUCUGAUGAUAACCUCAGUUCUCCCGCAGAUUAUGGGAACAGAUGAGACUCUUUUUGCAUUGCUUGAAUCCAUUCUAUCACAAUAAUGCUCCUGUGAAGUUAUUAUUGAGAAAUUAGCUUGGCACUUAGUGUCUGGAGGUAUGCAUUAUCUCAAAGGAAAACUAUGCAUCGCUGCUUCGUGGUCUUACUUUGCUUAGAUUGUUGCUUUGGCUAGGUUUCGUUUCCGAUUUGCUUUUGUUAAACACACACACACACAUACACACACACACACAAUUUGGUUGUAAGGAAUUUAUUCCUUCGUUUUCACCUGGUCUGCUUCUUGGUGGUUUAUUUCGGUAUCUCCUUUCAGGAACUUCUGAGUGUCACCUCUGAACAUCCAAGCCUCUUAAUGAAAUCGUACUGAAGUUUUUAUCAGCUGCCAGUCCUUCACUUCUGGUCCCAUUAACUCCAAGUGCCUUUUUUACAGUGACAACAGACAGUCCCUUACUUUGCUUUUUUUCGUUUGUUUUUCUUAACUUCUUUAAUUGAACUGCCUGGAUUUUAUAAAGUUAUGAAAUGAUCCCCCCUUUCUUUCAACUGCAUGCCGCCAAGUGCCCAUUCGUGCUCCGAAUUCUCACUUCAGCUCAGUGUAUUCUGUCGUUCUCACAUGUGACGUGGAUUCUGUUUAGCUAAGCUAGCCUAGAGGACACUUUAGCGAUCCCCUUCCCUCCGCCAUCCUUUUGGCCACUAGGCACCAUUAUGGUUUUAUUGGCUGUUUGUAUAUAUGGUUAUGUAUUAACUCUGGAAUCCUAUGGGCUGAUCUUGCUUACCAAACACAAGAGUAUGGGCUGAGCAAGUAGACUGAAUGUGACUAUUAAACAAAUCUUAUGUACUAUCCAAAAGUGCCAGAAUGACUCUUCUGUGCAUUCUUAAAGAGCUGCUUGGUUAUCCAAAAAUGAAAACUCAGAAUAAACUCUUAA
Lipotes vexillifer (Yangtze River dolphin) is the source of this 3885-nucleotide messenger RNA. RefSeq names its product family with sequence similarity 171 member A1 (gene FAM171A1). NCBI's taxonomy places the organism in Eukaryota, Metazoa, Chordata, Mammalia, Artiodactyla, Lipotidae. Bases 122 to 2638 code for a protein of 838 amino acids. The transcript is spliced from 7 exons. Gene Ontology annotation, cellular component: plasma membrane. Gene Ontology annotation, biological process: regulation of cell shape; stress fiber assembly. The record is from RefSeq and is a predicted model, not a curated record.